UUAGAGAAGGAAAACAAGAAAAAAAAUAUUCUAAACCAAUGAACUGCAAACAUAGUACAGGAAAUGACCAGAGACUGCAGACAUAGUACAGGAAAUGACCAGAGACUGCAGACAGUACAGGGGAUGACCAGAGACUGCGGACACAGUACAGGGGAUGACCAGAGACUGCGGACACAGUACAGGGGAUGACCAGAGACUGCGGACACAGUACAGGGGAUGACCAGAGACUGCGGACACAGUACAGGGGAUAACCAGAGACUGCGGACACAGUACAGGAGAUGGCCAGAGACUAUGGACACAGUACAGGAGAUGGCCAGAGACUAUGGACACAGUACAGGAGAUGACCAGAGACUAUGGACACAGUACAGGAGAUGACCAGAG
Staurois parvus is the source of this 381-nucleotide messenger RNA. The record is from the annotation of a GenBank genome assembly. NCBI's taxonomy places the organism in Eukaryota, Metazoa, Chordata, Amphibia, Anura, Ranidae.